Molecule: messenger RNA, 739 nt
Organism: Vitis riparia (riverbank grape)
Lineage: Eukaryota; Viridiplantae; Streptophyta; Magnoliopsida; Vitales; Vitaceae
Exons: 3
Coding region: 84-317 (77 amino acids)
Source: RefSeq, a predicted model, not a curated record
CGCGUUCGGCGUGUUGAGCGAGCCUCCUUCAUCUCCUGAAACAAAAAUUAGGGUUUGAGUGGGUGAAAGUAGGGUUAUCAGAAAUGGGAGGGGGCAAUGGCCAGAAGUCGAAGACGGCGCGUGAGCGGAACAUGGAAAAGACGAAAGCCGCCAAGGGAAGCCAGCUUGAGUCAAACAAGAAAGCAAUGACAAUCCAGUGUAAGGUGUGCAUGCAGACAUUCAUCUGCACGACAUCUGAGGCAAAGUGCAAGGAACAUGCUGAAGCAAAGCAUCCCAAAUCUGAUCUUUCUACCUGUUUCCCCCAUCUGAAAAAAUAAGUGGAUUGAGAGGAGUUGGGAAGAUAUACUUUGUUUAAAUGGAUGAACCCGAUCUAGUAUGAUCAUGCUGAAGUUAUGCCAGGCCCGUAUUUGUUAAUGGUAGUUGCUUGAUGGACGUUCUGGAGAGAGAUUGAUCAUGUAUGUCAUUUAAACUGGUUCUUCUUAUGUCUCUUAAAAAGAGUGUGUUCACGUGUAGUCUUUGUUAAAAAGUGAACAUCUUAAUUGAUCUGGGACCAUAUUACAUGUUUAUUGGUGGUUCUGGUGUAGUGCCCGACUUGAGACUUUGUUUUCCUUUCGACUUUGCUAUGUUUUGGUACCAGGGGUGAGGAGUGUGAGUACGCAUCUCUCCCCUUUUUUUAUUUAUUCAUUUGUAUGUUUGGAUGAACUCCAGAGCAGUGGGGAUGGAAUCAAGUUAUGACUUA